CUCGUUGUUUUGGCUCCGGUUUGAGGUUGGAAAUUCUGUAAAAAAGUGAGUAAUUUCCUUAACUUUGUUGGACUUUUCCGUGCGUGAUAAGAACAAGUUCAUGUUCUCGUGUUGCUCCCGUUCCAGACCAUGGAAAAAUCGGAAAAUAUAGUUUAACAUGCGCUGGGUUCCGUCGUCGUCGUCGUCGUCGCUGCGCCUGGUUUUGUUGUGAUAAAAGACGGGCCUUUUUUCCGGGUGUUCCGCGAACCUUUCCCGUUUCCGCGUGUGUGUUCCGGAGAACCGUAUCGUGUGCCUGGUGGCCCCGCAAGCGGCCAGUAACCUGGUGGUCAGGAUGUGCUAGGAGCGCGGCAAAACAACGCAAACAAAUCCCGGAGUGGCACGCGGUAACCUGCUCCUCUCUUUUCCAUGCGGUAGUGUUGCUGGCGGUCGGUCCGGCGUGAAUCCGCGUGAUCCACCGAUGUGCUCCUUCCGGUGCGGCCACUCGCUGACAUCGAAUCGUUUCUGCACGUUGAUCGUGUGCGCGGCUGCCACACCGAAAAGCAUGUCUCAUCGCUAAGCGCGAAGGCCUAUCGCGGAAAGUAGAAGACGGGCGGUGAUGGCUGUGAUAAUGAAUUUAAAAUUGUAAAGCAAAGAAUCGAAACUCAUAAAAAUCCAUCGAAAUAUCACGAAACGACGACAGUCGGUACACGGCGGCACAGUCAUCUUCAGCGGCAGCGGUUUCGGAACUACAGGAGCAGCAGCAGCAGCAGCAUCAUCAUUCCCCCCGAAAUUUCCUUUUCUCCCCACCACACAGACACCCAAAUGUCACAGGCGGUGGAGAGUGCCGGCGCCAAGAUUGCAAAUUGCUCGAAACCCUUCGAGUGUACGGAAUGCCACAAACUGUUCCGGCAGCUCAGCACCCUGACCAACCACAUGAAGAUACACACCGGCGAGAAGCCGUACAAGUGUUUGAUUUGUGCGAAAGAGUUCCGCCAAACGACCACGCUGUCCAACCACCUGAAAAUACAUACCGGUGAAAAACCGUUCAACUGUACCUUCUGUGGCAAGCAGUUCCGCCAGCUGAGCACCCUGUCGAACCACCAGAAGAUACAUACGGGCGAAAAACCGUUCGAGUGUACGGUAUGCGGCAAACAGUUCCGCCAGUCCAGCACACUCAACAGCCAUAUCAGGAUACAUUCGGAUGAUAAGUUCUGCAUAAAACCCUUCAAAUGCAGCAUCUGUCCGAAGGAAUUUCGCCAGACGACUACCCUUUCAAAUCACAUUAAAAUUCACACAGGUGAAAAGCCGUACGCCUGCACGUACUGCAACAAAACGUUCCGCCAGACGGGAACGCUUUCCAAUCAUCUUAAGAUCCACACCGGCGAAAAGCCGUUCGAAUGUUCGGUAUGCGGCAAACAGUUUCGUCAAUCCAGUACCUUGAACAGCCACAUACGUAUUCACGCGGAUGAUAAGUAUUGUAAAACAUCGUCACCAUCAACCCUUGGCACAACGGCGGCCGCCGGUGAGCUGAGCAUUAAGCUCGAGGACAUCAAACCCCUUUACACGCUGAUCUAAGCGGGUUGGCCGCCCGAGGACGCAAACGAAGAAGAUGGAAGCGCAGGACGAUGUACAGAGGGCGGGACGAGCGAUACGCGAUGGACAAAUACAAUCAACGUCGUCGCGCGUCGUCGUCGUCAGCACACAAAGCACAAAGCAUCGUUUCGUCCGAUAAUUCGCGUUAUUGACUUCACGUUGUUGUUAAUUUUAUUCUCGCCGUCGCAUGGCCACCGAGCGUCGCAAUCGUCGGUACGAUCGCGACGGCGAAACGCAGGAUACACAGGAGCUUACCGCGCUAAUAAAUUGUUGCAAUUUAAGUUAUAAUAACUUUAUCGCUACCAAAAAAAAACUACCAGCCGCAACAGAAGCAGAAGGAGCAGCAGCAUCAGUAGCAUGGUUGAUUCAUUGUUGGGAUUGAGUGGUACGGUGCGACCCCCACCAAGGGUCUGCUGGUACCGAAGAAAGUCAAUUUCAAUCGAGAUGAGCACGAUCAUCGAUCGCUGCAUGCCUGCACGGUGUGCUCGAGCAGCAACGGCGUUGAUAGUGGCGUUCCAAUCGCCACGGAAGGGGCGUUCAGAUUCGAUUUAUUUGUUUUAAUGGUAGAAAAAAGCAAUUUCAUAAUUUAUUACCGUUAAUAUCCCGUUUUUGGGGAGCGAUAGUACGUUAUAUCGCUGUCUAUGCGCUCCUGCCCAUAACGAAAGAACGUACGCUUGAUUAAUGUUAUUUAUUUGCUGAUUAACAAAUCGACGACGAUCCCGGAAGGGUACUCAGGAUGCAGUGCGCACACCGUAUGUAGUAUGAUCGUGCCCGGUUUUAUGCUUUCGGUAUAGUUAGGCCGGCCGGAAUAGUCGGAGCGUAGCGUUUCAUGUUACCUACACAGUACCACCACCCCGUGCGUGGAGAUCUCGGUUGAAUGUGUGUUGCUGUCGCCGCUUUCAUCAUGAUCGUGAUGAUGUGUGAUGAUGUCCUGUUGUAAAGGAGAAGUGGAAAAGCGGUGGUGCGCCCCGGGGAAAGGUAGCCACUUCUACUUGUAGCGGAAAGGGAGUUCUUUGUACAGAAAGGUAUUUAUAAAUACGAGCUUUGCUCUCCUCCCCCUCCCUUUUCCCCUUUAGUGGUCCUAGUAGAGAUGUAAGCGAUAGGGCGCGACAGGAUACGAGAUGAAGAUGGUAUAACCACCUGAAUGACUGAUAGCGAAUGCAAAUCCUUUAAAGAGAAUAAUUGGCUCUACCCUAAUGUAACUAAACUAUCGCAAAAUUUAAACAGAUCGAAAUCCGAGUCGAAACCGACGGAGCUGGUGGUGGCCAAAGCAAAGCCAAGUAGUCGGAGCAGCGGGCGGGUGGGAGAGAUGCACAUCUUUACGCGUUACAGGGCCAUACCGUGAGCCAGGGCAAAUUGUGUUAGUAUAAUAUGAAAUUGAAUUAAUUUAGUGAAAGAAGAACCACACGGUAAGCGAAGGGAGGGCUGAUGCGGCGUAUCAGCGUUGGGCAAACUUAUGUGAUGCACGGAAUCAUUAUGUAAUAAAAAAAAACCCGUAACAGAAGAUACAAUCUGUUCGAAACAGAA
Molecule: messenger RNA, 3099 nt
Organism: Anopheles aquasalis
Lineage: Eukaryota; Metazoa; Arthropoda; Insecta; Diptera; Culicidae
Gene: Aef1
Product: Adult enhancer factor 1
Biological process (GO): regulation of transcription by RNA polymerase II
Cellular component (GO): nucleus
Molecular function (GO): RNA polymerase II transcription regulatory region sequence-specific DNA binding; DNA-binding transcription factor activity, RNA polymerase II-specific
Source: RefSeq, a predicted model, not a curated record